Messenger RNA from Microplitis demolitor, 818 nucleotides. RefSeq lists its product as uncharacterized. NCBI's taxonomy places the organism in Eukaryota, Metazoa, Arthropoda, Insecta, Hymenoptera, Braconidae. The record is from RefSeq and is a predicted model, not a curated record. The transcript has 5 exons. The coding region runs from base 114 to 773 and encodes 219 amino acids.
AUGAUGCUAUAGGUACAUCUUUUAGGACGAACUUGUGUAUAUAUACAAGUACUGUGAGUGGAGAAGCGCAGUCAAACUUGGAACUUUCGUAAUUUCAGAUAAGAGAAAAAAAUAUGUGGCGAUUUAUCAUCCUUGGAGUUUUAAUAGCAGCAGCGACCGGGCAAUUUCAGGCACAACCAUCCGGUAGAAUUCUUGAACCACCAAUUCCUCCGCUCUGCGCUCAAAGAACAAUUCAUGAGAGAUUUAAUGGAAAAGGAUACUAUUAUUCUUGGGCAGAUCCAAGGACAGCUGGUCAAGAAGUUGACUGGUUAUCUGGAAGAAAUUUCUGUAGGCAACGUUGCAUGGACCUAAUUUCAUUGGAGACUUAUAAAGAAAAUGAAUUUAUUAAAAGUCGUAUAGUCCAAAACAAGGUCAAGUAUAUAUGGACUUCUGGACGUUUAUGUGACUUUAAUGGAUGCGAUCGUCCUGAUCUUCAACCAUUAAAUAUAAAUGGGUGGUUUUGGACUGCUGAAUUACAAAAACUUGCACCUACAACUGAUCGUAAUCAAAACGAUUGGUCUGAAAGUGGAGGCAUUGGUAAGCCUCAACCAGAUAAUCGUGAAGCAAUCCAGGGUGGAGCACCAGAAAAUUGUCUAGCAGUACUUAAUCAAUUUUACAACGAUGGAGUUAAUUGGCACGAUGUCGCUUGUCAUCAUAAGAAACCCUGGGUUUGCGAAGAAAAUGAUUCACUCCUUAAAUACGUUAGAUACACUAAUCCAAAUCUCAGAGUAUAAUCAUAAUUAAAUUUUAAAAAUAAUAAUAAACCUUAAUAAUGAUAA